Molecule: messenger RNA, 6515 nt
Organism: Girardinichthys multiradiatus
Lineage: Eukaryota; Metazoa; Chordata; Actinopteri; Cyprinodontiformes; Goodeidae
Gene: ebf1a
Product: EBF transcription factor 1a
Exons: 16
Coding region: 1834-3597 (587 amino acids)
Biological process (GO): regulation of transcription by RNA polymerase II
Molecular function (GO): DNA-binding transcription factor activity, RNA polymerase II-specific; RNA polymerase II cis-regulatory region sequence-specific DNA binding
Source: RefSeq, a predicted model, not a curated record
AUUACAUUUACAAAUAAAACGCUUGAUUCAAAUUUAAAUAAUUUUACUGGCUAAUAUUUAACAUCCGUUAAAAUUCCUUUUUACAGUGUAACAUCGAGAACUGAUGAUAAAAAGAACAUCCUGACCCUGCACUCUGCUUUCUGCUGUGCAUGCUCUCAUUCAUGUGAACCACUGUGCAGUUUCACGCCUCUGUGAGCAUGCAAAUUUAGCUGCUUGUUUUUUAGCACUCAUUUUUAAUGCCUGCGUAUUUGUUUUUCAUCCUUGGACACGGCCUUGCACAGUUUAGCAUGUAAUCCUUAUAUUUAUGCUGAAUUGAUCACAUACACUCCCGCAAGAUUUAUAUGCAAUGCAUCUAGUGAGAGCUAAUUUCAAACCAACUGGCUGAAAAGCAGAGAAGAAACAGAAAUGUGCGCAGUGGUUGGCAGGCUUCGAAACUUUCUUAAGCUUCUAAUCUGCCAGAGUUGAUACUCUCGCUGAGCACUUGGACUGCUCGACAAAGCUUAUUGCAGCUCUUAUGGGAAAAUACAACACUCAAUUUAAAAUGUUUCUUGUUUUUCAAAGAACAGGCAUGCAUUAUGUUAGUUGCUGAUCCUGCAUUGAUCUGACACAUAUCUACAAACUUAAAGAUCUUAAAAUCUGGGCACACGUAUCCAGUUAAGUCCUGCUCUUGCACGCUUUAUAAAAUGAGAAAAAAAAACAACGUUUAUUUUUAUCAUGCACAGUUAAACAUCUGAUCAUUUCUUUUUUUUAGGUCUUAGUAUGCAUGUAGAUGUAAGAUCAAGUGAGACCACGGUGGGGAAAAGAUGCACCAGCAAGCUCCUCGGAUAUUCUCCUCGCUUCAGCCUCAGCGUGCAAACUGCAGGGAUUAAACUGAUGUUCUCCCCAUGAGUUGGUGUUUGAUUGUCGUGAAUAGCAUUAAUUACAAAGUAUACAUGCACUCAAACAGUGCGCAGCCACAGAGAUUCACGCACUCGCCAAGAGUGCACUGCUUCGAGCUUUAAGCGGCUGGGGCGGGACGGUGCGCGGAGCGAGGCGGGGACAGUGUGCGCUCUGGUCGGGUUGGUGGACAGCUGAUUGUCCGUGUCAUUAACUGAGUUCGGGAGGGGGGCGUUCCCAGAGACCCCGCCUCCUUCACCUACUAUAGUUUCUUCUGUUUGGCAUCCCAGAGAUGGUCCGCAGAGAUUCCUCAGGGGAAGGGAAAAGAGCGCAAAUCACCCGAGCAGGAGCGGGAUCAACCGAGGAGCGGAUAACCAGAACUGCCUUCUUAAUUGGGCGUAAUCUUCCGUUUCAUCCAUCUGAGCAGGAAGGAGGACUUUUGCUUUUAAAGAAACGGAGCAAAGAGAAAAACCUGUUUCAUCUUUCAUCUGUGGCCUGUUUGUUGCAAAAACUGACAUUUUUGCUUGUAUUUUUAUUUAUUUAUUUAUUUUUUUUAUCAGCUGUACCUUGAUCCGAGGAAGGGGAGACUGUCACCGACUCGGCGCACAUUCUCAUCCUGCGCGCCCCCCUUUCAUCGCUCUCACGUCGCUCCUUUUCGCAGCUGCUGCCUCCCAUUCUUCCUCGACAUGAAGAGCAGCUAACCCUGGAUGCUGACAGCUCCCCCUUUUCUUCCCACAUGUCGCAUCUUUUGUUUACUUUGAGAGGAACGCGCGCGUCUAAACACCGAGUGGAAUAGACCCACGCCACUUUGCUCCUGUGACAGCGCUAUCAAAGAGAGACGCCGAGAGCAGAGAAGGGGAGGCAGAGAAGAGAGGAAAAAGGAGGAUAGAGACAGAGGAGAGAGAGAGAUAGAGAGAGAAAGAAAGAGAGAGAGAGACAGAGUGAAGGUGCGUUUUGAUGUUUGGCAUCCACGAGAGCAUCCAGAGGAGUGGGAGUAGUAUGAAAGAGGAGCCCAUGGUGGCCGGAAUGAACGCGGUUCGGACAUGGAUGCAGGGCGCCGGAGUAUUGGACGCCAACACAGCCGCCCAGAGCGGAGUGGGUCUCGCUCGGGCGCACUUCGAGAAGCAGCCGCCCUCCAACCUCCGCAAGUCCAACUUCUUCCACUUCGUCCUGGCUUUGUACGACAGACAGGGUCAGCCAGUGGAGAUAGAGAGGACCACCUUUGUCGACUUUGUGGAGAAGGAAAAGGAAACGACGGGGGAAAAGACCAACAAUGGCAUUCAUUAUAGGCUGCAGCUCCUCUACAGUAACGGAAUCCGGACAGAGCAGGACUUGUAUGUUCGGCUCAUUGACUCCAUGACUAAACAGGCAAUUGUUUAUGAAGGUCAGGAUAAAAAUCCAGAGAUGUGUCGGGUCUUGUUGACCCACGAGAUCAUGUGCAGUCGGUGCUGUGAUAAGAAGAGUUGCGGCAACAGGAACGAGACCCCAUCAGACCCUGUCAUCAUCGACAGGUUCUUCCUCAAGUUCUUCCUGAAGUGCAACCAGAACUGCCUGAAGAAUGCAGGGAACCCUCGAGACAUGAGGCGUUUUCAGGUGGUAGUCUCUACUACGGUGAGCGUUGAGGGCCAUGUCCUGGCCGUGUCCGACAACAUGUUUGUGCACAACAACUCUAAACACGGUCGGCGAGCUCGACGGUUGGACCCUUCGGAAGGAACACCAUCCUACCUGGAACACGCAACCCCCAGCAUCAAAGCCAUCAGUCCUAGUGAAGGCUGGACCACAGGGGGCGCAACAGUCAUCAUCAUCGGAGACAACUUCUUCGAUGGCCUCCAAGUCAUUUUUGGAACAAUGCUUGUCUGGAGUGAGUUGAUCACUCCCCACGCCAUCCGUGUGCAGACUCCACCCAGGCACAUCCCAGGGGUGGUGGAAGUCACACUGUCCUACAAAUCCAAACAGUUCUGCAAAGGCACACCUGGACGCUUCAUCUACACAGCGCUAAACGAGCCAACAAUAGACUACGGCUUCCAGAGAUUACAGAAGGUCAUCCCCAGACACCCUGGAGACCAAGAGAGAUUACCCAAGGAGGUGAUUUUAAAGCGAGCAGCCGACUUGGUGGAGGCCUUGUACGGGAUGCCUCACAAUAAUCAGGAGAUGAUUCUGAAACGAGCAGCAGACAUUGCAGAGGCCCUCUACACAACGGUGCCACGGGGUCACAACCAACUCGCCAGCCUGGGCAGCAGCUCCGUCCAUGCUGGCAUGAUGGCCGUAAACUCCUUCACUGGGUCGGAGGUGGCGCAAACAGCCAAUCAGGGUUUCAGUAGAAGUACAAGCAGUGUGUCUCCUCAUGGUUAUGUUCCCAGCUCCACUCCUCAGCAGAGCAGCUACAGCUCUGUCUCCACUAGCAUGAAUGGCUACGCUAACUCUGGCAUGGCAACCCUGGGCACCUCACCCAACUUCCUCAAUGGAUCUGCAGGCAACUCGCCCUAUGCUAUUGUUCCAUCCAGUCCGACCAUGGCGUCGUCAACCAGCCUGGCAUCCAACUGCAGCAGCUCCUCCGGCAUCUUCUCUUUCUCUCCGGCUAACAUGGUCUCUGCUGCCGUCAAGCAGAAGAGCGCCUUUGCCCCCGUCGUUCGGCCCCAGAACUCGCCACCUCCCACAUGCACCAGUGCUAAUGCUAACAGCCUGCAAGCAAUCCCUGGUAUGAUUGUUCCACCCAUGUAGAGGAUGUGGGAAGCUGGAGAUGUUUGGGGGGAAUGCUGAGAGGAAAAGACACAGUAGCAGAGCCUGGCGAGUCUCUGUUAUUCUCCAGAGCUUAAGUGAAGGAAGCAAAGAUAAGACGCGGGACUGUAAAACUCAGGCCUUUCCUAUGGGAUUUCAUCAGAAUGGUAAAUGGAAGAAGAUAAAGGGGACAUAUUGAGCCUUUGUGAUGUUUUUUCUCUUUUUUGGUUGAAUUAGUGUAGCAUCUCUGACACCAUGUUGGAUGGAGUUUAAAGAGACUGAUCGCUUGCCCACAGUGUGACACUGACCUCAUGAAGAGAGCAUUUAUUUAUCUUGAUGUUUAUGGCUGGAAGCUUUGGGUUUGAUUACAGAAGGCCUCCAAGCUGUCUUGCAGCCUGUACUGUCCAUGAAGUUCUCUCAUUGACUUAAGCGGCUCUCUUGAAACCUCCUCGCACAGGUCUGCAACAUAAAACAUAAAGAAAUCUUAGAAGAGAACAAAAUCCACCCUCAAUUUUUGCUGCUAAUUAUCUAAUAAAUCUAAAGAGUUGUCCUUUAAAAAUACCCCAACCUGCCUUUGUAUUUUUUUUUUUCAUUUCUCAUUUGGUUUAUUUGUAUGAAUUUUGAUAAAACUGUGAGGAUUGAGCUGUUUGCAAUAUACUUUUCUCUGCUUUUGUCAUGUGAAGAAAAAGAUGAAGAUUUAGUCUUUUGUUUUUUUUUUUUGGUUGGAGAUGAUGGGCAAGACUUGAAAAGCCAGAGGAUGUGCACGUCCAGCCAGCACUGUUACUGAAAGAGCCUAGCAAUUAUUAAAUUUAAUUAAAAAAAAGCGUGAUAUAUGUGAUAUAUUUUUGUAUAUAUUAAAGAAAAAAAGGAUUUUUGUUCUUUUUUUUUUAAUCUGGCAUCUCGUUUCCUUUUGUGGUAGCUAUAGUUUGGGAUGUAAGCAUUAAACGUCUUAUGGCAGCUUCUCAAUACAAACAAUAGUUUCUUUUUGUUGUGUCAAUAUCUCAUCUGAAAAACAUGACAAAACAUGGAUUUGAAUUUGUAAAAGGGGAGUCCUGUAAAAUAUUCUAUAAAUAAUGUAUUUAUCCUGUGUAUGUACAUUGACCUUCACCAUCGUUUAGUUGUGUUGUGUACGUUUAAUACAAGUAAUUAAAUAUUUUUCACAGUGUUUUGCUUUGUUACUGUUGUCUCUCACUAUUUAAAUGUGACUUUUAAUUGAUUUUUUUUUUAAACGUUGACUGUUUUUGCAUUGAUACGCUUUUUUUUUUCUCAUUCAAAACAUGCCAUUGUCUAUUUUUGUAUUAUUUGUAAGUUAAUAAAAAUUCUGUUCUUUUUUUUCCUUAUACAAAUGUUUAUUGUACGGCAAAAAAGUAGCAUCUUUGCAGAGUAUUUGGUUGAGGUAGAUUUUUUAAGAAUAUAAACACACAUUAAUAUAUACUGUAAAUCUAUAUCUUUUUGUUUGAACAUUUGAGGCUUUUAGAUGGAUACUGUUCUUGAUCUGAUAAUAUGCAUGGGUUUUUCUCUUGAGUGACUGCUGUUUGUGUGUCAGGGCGUGUAUGUGUGUGUGUGGCUGGGUGUGUGUGUGUGUGUGUGUGUGUUGUGUGUGUGUGUGUGUGUGUGUGUGUGUGUGGGUGGAAACCAAGAGACCUAAGGAAACGCUUGGUUUAUUCUGUUGUUGUGUUCCUUUUUUCCUCCCUUUGUUCUUUCUUUUAUGUUAUUUAUGCCUGCUUACAUCUACUAUCUAUAUACUCUUUCUUUUUUCUGCCACUGUAAUCUUUACCAGCAGUCUAGAUGCCUUAACAAUGCAAACCCUUUUUCUUCAUUCAAUCACGUGUACAGUUUUCUACCCUUCACCACAAUUGUGUGUUGCCACAGAGGAAUUCACGAGAACUUUGGGGACAAAGCACAAACCCGCUCUGUUUGGUGCUGAAGCCAGACUAGAAUACAAAGAGCCAUAAUUCAACGAUCUCACACGCCCCGAUAUACUAUAAUGCCAAGGCAAUGGCAUGCUUUGAAAAAGGCAGUCAGAGCAGACUGACGCUGCCAUGCUUGCUGCACAUUAGUGUUGAAAGAAAAUGUUUCGUUUUUUUUGUUCCUGAUUGUGUAGCUUUCUCUCAAUUGGGAAAGAGAAAAUGUCACCAGCAUGAUGGUGACAUUUUUUCCAGUUUCACAACACAAAGUAGUACUUUUUGAAUUUUAGAUGAGUCACAGCACAAUUUUAAUAUCUGGCCUGCGUUAGCUGACGGACAGCUCGGCCUCAUCACUAACUAAAGAGAACGGCAGCACGUGAGGCUGCACAAGAAGCACCUCUUUUGCCCACCGUCGGCUAUUUCCGUAGUUUUCUCUUUGUCUCCACCGUGUGUCUUCAAGCUUUUGCUUUUCUGGGGGCGAAAAGGAGCUGUUGUCUCUUUGCUUUUCUUUUCUAGGGGCCUGGUGUUGUCAAAGUGGCUAGAAAGGAUCAUUUUAGCAGCAGCACCUGCUGACAGACAAAUGUUUUUCAGGCACUUACGUUCCUGUGCCCGCCCAGGCCGGGACGCAGGGGUGUGGGGGAAGUGGGAGAAGUGGGGGGUGGGGGUGGUCCAGUCUGUUUCAGAUAAUCUGCAGAGGUCUGUUGUCAUACAAUGGCAUCUUUGUAAGCAACGUUCCAUCCUGAACAUGAAUAUCAGUAAUGGGUGGCAAAGUUUUGUAUUUAGGUAACAAACAACACGAACAAAAAAAAAAAAAAAAAAAAGAUGCAAACCAAAUAGCGGGUGUCUAUUUUUUCCUCUGUUUUGUCUUUGACUGCAAAUACACUGAACAGCUCUAUAAUAUAAGGGAAUUAAAAACCUCUACUGUAUAGAUUGUUAUUGUUUUUGAUGAAAAAUGAGCUGUAAGAUAACUUUUGGACUCUCACAAUGUUAAUUAAAGUUACCUCUUGUCUGUGA